This is a messenger RNA of Eremothecium gossypii ATCC 10895, 2034 nucleotides long. It is a transcript of the gene DPB2, whose product is annotated as DNA polymerase epsilon noncatalytic subunit. Gene Ontology annotation, biological process: DNA-templated DNA replication; error-prone translesion synthesis. Gene Ontology annotation, molecular function: DNA binding. The record is from RefSeq and is marked provisional. The transcript has a single exon. Bases 1 to 2034 code for a protein of 677 amino acids. Lineage: Eukaryota; Fungi; Ascomycota; Saccharomycetes; Saccharomycetales; Saccharomycetaceae. Gene Ontology annotation, cellular component: epsilon DNA polymerase complex.
AUGGAUAGAGGUAGCGCCCUGCCUGCGGAGAUCUCGCCGCAGCUGCUGCGGCCGUUGGCAUACAGGGUUCUGUCCAAAAAGUACGGUCUCCAUAUCAAAUCUGAUGGGCUGGCACAGCUGGCCAAGUUUAUUGGGAAUGCGUUCGGGGUUGACUGGCGGCGGAGCGCAGAGACGAUGCAGUUCUUGGAGCGGUUUGCGGCGAUCUGGAGAGAGCAGGAGCGCGGGCUGUUUGUGGAUGCGCUGGGUGUGGAUGCGGUGACGCAGGAAUUGCGAGAACGGAACAAGACUGCGAAGCAGCGGCGGCCCGCGAGAGCACGGGAGACUACUCUGGACGCACUUGUGCGGCCGACAGAGGCAUACAGUGCGGUGGAGAGCUCCGGGGGCGAUGUGACGGCGACUGAGCCUAUGGAUGAGGACACGGUACGCGAGGAACCGCUGGACUGGACGCACUACUUCAAGGUGAUUGACACGUUCAGCCAGCAGCAGUUCACAUACGAUGUAACUAAGAGGCGGUAUCGGCUGGUGCAGCAGCGCGAGUCGGCAGCGGGGCCACUAUCUACGUUGCUGCGCAUUCCCAGUCUUGAAGCCAACCUGGCGCAGUUUCCCACGCGCUACCAUCUGGUGAGGGACCGUGUGCUACGCAAUGCGAGCUUUCAGAACGACGAUGUGUACAAUCCGCUUUCUUCCAUGCAGCAGCUCCAACAGCAACUGGAUGCCGGCGGUGCACCCCUCGCUUCCACUGCUUACAUGUCAAUUACACAGAUAAAGAACCUGCUGGGACGAGAUGGUAAGAACUUUUUGCUAUUGGGACUCAUUCGGAAAGAUAGCAAGGGGUUCUGGUCGCUGGAGGACCCAUCAGGCAGUAUUGAGAUCGACAUCUCGGAAACCUAUCCCACGAAAGGCACAUACUACGUUCCUGGGUGCAUUGUGCUAGCUGAAGGUAUCUAUAGCUCUGCAGGAAACCGAUUCCGCGUAUCAUCCAUCACACACCCUCCAGGUGAACGACGAGAGGCAUUUUUGGAGGCGAUCGGGAAUCUGGAUCUGCUAGGAAUCCACGGCCCAUCUAACGAGAGCUACAUCUCGCGACUGGACAAAGAACUGAAGAUACGGCUUCACUACCUAGAAAAAGAGUUGACAGAUCAUAGAUUCGUAUUCCUGGGCGGCAAUAUAUUUUUGGAUGAUACUAUGACGGAAACCGCGCUUGCCAAGCUCUUUGAUGUGCUUGAGCAUGAUCCGCCUACCGUGCUUGUACUUCCGGGAUCCUUUACCUCUACCCCGAUUUAUCCUUCAUCCGACAGUAAGUCUAGCAGCUCAACUGCUGCAUACAGGGCUAAUUUUGAUGCGUUAGCAAAAUUACUAUCAAAGUAUGAGCGUUUGAUCAAUGAAACUACCUUUGUAUUCAUACCAGGAGAUAACGAUCCCUGGGGGUCAAUGGCCUACCUCGGAGUGGCAGGCACGUUGCCGCAACAUCCAAUACCUGGUGAUUUUGUCACCAAAGUUAACAGAAUAUGCAAGCACGUUGUGUGGGGAUCCAAUCCAACAAGGAUCGCCUACUUGUCUCAGGAACUUGUUAUCAUGAGAGAUGAUAUGUGCAACAGGUUUAAGCGCAAUAGCAUUAUUUUCCCAACAGUGGAAGAGGAACAGAAACAGGAAUACAUGCUGUUACAGCAGGAGCUCCAGGAUGAUGAACGUAGUUCGGAUCUCUCCAUUAGUCAACUGAUUAAGUCCAGGGACCAAUUGCCUGCCAGUGUCCAGGAGUCCAGGAAGAUAGUCAAAACCAUCCUCGAUCAGCAACACCUUUCGCCCUUUACCUCGCAGGUGCGCCCUAUAACGUGGGACUAUGACUACACGUUGCACCUGUCCCCAAUACCCUCCACUAUGAUCAUUUGCGACCCAACUGCACCGAAAUAUGAUGUUACUUACAACGGCUGCAAGAGUAUCAAUCCAGGCUCAUUUCUCCACAAGCGGAGCGUCAACUAUACUGAGUACACUCCUUCGUUACGGAAAGCAACAGAGGAAGAAAUUGUCGUGUAG